UGGAGGAUGCUGCAACCAAAUGCACUGCGGUAAAAAAAUAUAACGACAGACAGGGGGCGAGAAGUCUAUUAUUCGCAAUGCAACCCUGGGAGAAACAUCUCUUCUAGGCCUACAAAUCCAGGGUCAUUUGAUGGGUGGAAUAAUUUUUGCCACUCAAAAGGAUCAAUAAUAAUAAUCCAUCAGAAGGAACAGAUAGCCUACAUUUCCCCGGAAAAAGGACAGAUCGGCAUAAGGAGGCAAUUUUGUUCAGAAGGGACAACGUGAGGACAGUAAAAUAGAAGUGCAUGGCACUAAGAGCAUGGCACAACGAGCAUGGCGCCUGCAACACCAAGAUUGUGGGUUCUAUUCCCCGGAACACCAGUCAUUUCGGAGGAAGCAACUUCAGUCCCUACCAUUUCUUACUUUGCUCAAACAAAGUCUUUCUGGAUAACAUCUCAAAGGAAUAUCACACUCUCAAGUGUUCAAAGAGACUGUUGGGAUAUUUUUUGAUAGCUUUUGAGGCUUCUCAGCCCUAGGAUCUGUACUAUCAUUGCUACAUUACACCCGAGGACAUGUCUGCUGUGCGGCUGCUGCUCCUGUCUCUGCUUUGUGCCCUCUUUGUGUCCCUGUGCAAUGGGGCCUGUUCAGAGGUGGACUCGGACACUGAGGCCGUUGCAGGCAAAGGGUUCAAACUGGGCUGCAUCUCCUGUAAGAUGAGGCCCGAGGUGGAGGCUUCUGCCACGGUCGACUGGUAUUUCAAGGCCAAAGGGGAAGCUGACUAUGCACAUAUAUAUAAUUACAAUGAGGAGGGCCCCCACAUUGUGGAUGAGCGCUUUGAGGACCGAGUGGACUGGAACGGCAGUAAGAGGAGCCAAGACAUACAGGAUGCGUCCAUCUACGUCUUCAAUGUCACCUUCAAUGACUCGGGCACCUACCGUUGCUUCUUCCACCGGCUCCUGACGUACGAGUUCUACGAAUACCAGACCGUUGUCAGCAAGCUUGUGCACCUGAAAGUGGUGGCUAAAGCCACCAGAGGGACAGCCUCCAUAGUCUCUGAGGUGAUGAUGUACGUGUCCAUCAUCGGGCUACAGGCUUGGCUCUACAUAGAGAUGGUAUACUGCUUCAGAAAGAUCUCAGCUGCAGGAGAGGAAGCAAUAAGAGAAAGCGCGAAUGCAGAAUAUUUAGCUAUUGCCUCGGAGAGUAAAGAUAACUGUGCAGGAGUGCAAGUGGCAGAAUAAAACAGGUAUAUCAUGAAAAAAACUGUUAUCAGCAAGUAAAAGGAUACGUAAACUCAAAGCAUAAACAAUGGAAAUGCAGCACAGCACAUAGUAGCCUACAAAAUUCAAGUAUCGGAGUGAUAUUUGCAAUGGGCUCAGCCAAACAAUGUAUGUGAUGGAUUCGACUUCCACUUUAUAUCCCUACUGCAGCGUGCUGGUGGCAAACUUUCCAGAGUCAAUUAUUUGAAAGAGUCAAUUCAUAAGAGUAUAAAAGUAAAGUAAAUAGUUUUAAGUAAGUGUAAGUGUAUAAGUAUUAUUUUAUUUUAUUUUAUUUGAUUCAAGUGCGCUAAUGUUAGCUAGACCUAGUAGGCUGGUUCUGUUGUGGUAGAGUUAACAAAGGCCUGGGCCAUCCACCAAGCCAAUAACUCUAAUGUUGACUACAAUGAUAAACUAUUGGCUGCAUAACUAUAAAACAUUGGUGAGCUUCCAUCCUAGAGGAAAGCUGAUCGUUUAUCAUUCUACAGUCCUACACCUGUCAAUCAACUGAUCAAAGCAGUCUACUGCAGGCUGCCUAUUGAUAAGGUGGUAACACAAGACCAUUCACGAGGUCUCUAACACACAGACAGGCUACUGGUUCAGUGACCAUUCAGUACUUUUAGGGUGUGUUCAUUGUCAACUGCAAAUAAUAGGCUACUUCAAUGUACAUGUAGGCCUAGUGAAAAAUUAUAUAGUAACUUGUAUUUAAAUGUAGCAAUUCAACAACAAAUGCCAUUUAGCCUGCACAUAUUGUACUGCAUGCCAUUGCCUUUUUGUUCCAGUGGUUUGCAAGGGAUUUCCAUUUUUGUAAUGGUUGUCAAUUCCUUUGGGUCUUCUUUUUCACUGUGCUCGUCUCUGUAUGUUCUGUGCAACUAUUUGCAAUGCAUCAGUGCAACAAUCGUAUCAUAACUGGCCAAAAGUAAUCACACCAAUGCACUUUCCCUCAAUUUUCCUCGACAUGCAUUUUCUAUGCUGUUGUAGGCCUGUUUUACAUUCAGCGAUUAGCAAGAACAAUCAUGCUUCUUUCCCCGAAUAAACUAUUAGGCCUAGUAUAAAAAAAUCUAAAUGUCUAUAGCUUUUGUAGACUAUAACUUUCACUGGGAUUUCACACGAAGAGGAAUGGCCUAUUUCGGAGAGGCUUGCGGCAUAUAGCCUGUUGCGCACGGGAACAACUGGAAGAGAGAGGCUAUUGAUGUUUAGCCGGAUUAAGAAGCGAAAUAUUAGCUAGAUAUUAGGCCAUUCACUAGCUAAAUAUUAAACUAUAGGCUAAAUAGUUACCUGUCAAAGUCCGAGAAAAAGAAAUGAACAGAUUAUGAUAUGGCAGAUCUGUAGUGGGCAGAUAGAUGUGUAGUGCGUUCCAGCAGGCUGCGCUCCGUUGUCCCCAGGCACGCAAAGCUCCACUAUUGAUUAGUCCCAGGCCUACGUUUUUAAGCCAAUAAAAUAAUUAUACCUGGCCUACAACAACGCAGUGCAAUGAGGAAUGAAUUAUUGUUAUUCAGUGAAUACGAAACUAUUGUCCGUGGGCUGUAAACUGCAGUAAUGUAGGCUAAUCUGAAUAACUGCGCACACAUCCCGAAAUAACUGCAUAGGUCAACAGCGUGGGCCUGAUUAUACAACAAUUUUGGAUCCAUUUGGGUCUAUCCUCAACAGUGUAUAAGGUCCAGAAAGAUACAUUAGCAGGUCACUCAUAUGGUGUAGACCUAUUUUGUCAGGAUGUAGCCCGGUGUUAAGAUAGGAGUAGCCUACUAUAAAUAUGGACUGCUCUUUUCCAUCUCCCCGCCCGUUAAUGCUAUAGCAUAUUUUACAUUCAGCAAGCAAGAGCAAGCAUGCAUCUAAACUCCAACGGGCUAUUAGUAGGCUAAUGAAAAUAAGUUGAAACAAGUGUCCAACAAGCUUUUGGCUUUUACUGGGAAUUUAAAAGGAAUAGCCGUGACAGCGGAGAGGCCAGAUGCAUAAUUUCGCAACAGAACAAUGAAGACAGACAGGCUCGACAUGUACCAUAUAGCCUAAAUUAGAAGCGUAUGCAUAUUCGACCAUAAUUCACAAGACCAAUGUUAGGCUUAAUACUGCAGUGCAUAUAUCCAGUCAAAGGGGAAAAAAAGUGUAUCAUUAAAAUAAAGCAUAGGUAGUUUACAAUAUGUGCGCGCUCCCUCCCAGUACCCAGGUAUGAUGCUCGAAAAUAUACCCUAUUGUUUCAGUUUUGUAGGGACAAGCAAUGCAUCCUACAUAGGCUACAACAACACAAUGUAAUGAAGAAUGUUAUUGUUUUCAAGUGAGUACAAACUCUAGUCUAGGCUGUAAACGGCAGUGAAUAGCCUGUCAUUUGAAUAACCACUCAAAACCUGGCAUUUAGAAUGCAUAUUCAUUUUGAAAUAAGCGCAUCUAGGUUGCCUGAUUGGGCAACCAUCUGGAUCAGUUAUGCUUUUUUCCAAUGCAGUUUAGCCUAAAAAGUCCACACAGGACAGUAAUAUGGUGUAUUUUGUCAUUAUGUAUCAGCUAACAGAAACCUACUAUUAAAUGCAGGGAUUUCUAGUGGUGCACAUAUGAAUUGUGAUCAUGCAUGAGCAUGGAGGAAGUUGUAUCCAUAGUUUAGGCAUUUGGCUUCUGUGUUUUAAAAGUUUUCAAAAAUGAGGUGGAUAUCAGUCAGCUAAUACACACUACUUUUGUGAGAAACAUAUAUAUUCUUUUUUUGAUUAUGGUUUUUCAGGGGUGCUUACACACAAAAGCAUGUUUCUAAUUCAAAUAAUUAAUCAUUGUGUGUCGUGCAUCAAGGUAUUUUUUUCUGUUGUAAUGAUCCAAGUGUAUGUACAUUUAUAUUAAGAGGUAUUGUGAGAGAAUUAAUCUGAUUGAAUGGCUAUCAAGAUAACUUUAUCACACACUGUAUUUCAGUUUUUUUUCUCCCAAUGACUUGGGUGCAAUUUUCACAAGUAUGUGGUACAUUUUCACAACUCUAAUCACAAAAAUAAUGUUUCAAAACUCUAAGCACAUUUCCCAUUGACUGAGUACAACAAACAAAUUCAAAGUCACAAGUUCGCUGCACCAAAUCACUCUUUCAAUUUGUAUACAUGUUCAAUCUAAGUAACUGUUUUUCAAAAUGCAAUGUUCACUUUGCUGUUGAUUUUCUUGUCAUUUGUUAACAACACAAUUCACUUAAUCAUACUGCUCAAAACUGAUAAAUACUGAACCACAAUUAUGUAGUUCCUAGUUAACGUAUGUAGUUUGAUAACUGCUGAACACUGAAAAAUGAUAUUUCAAAUGUAUCAAUUUGACAUCAAUUUAUGGUGGAAGGUAAAACAAACCAUAUAUGGAUAUGGCUGUAAAUACUACAUUAUAAUUUUUUCCAUCAGCCAGUGUGCUUCAAUGGGACACAAUCGAAAAGAAUCACUCUACAUGUACACCACCGUUCAAAAGUUUGGGGUCACUUGUGUUACCUAAUCCAGGUUUAUCAUUUUAAAGGGCUAUUUGAUCAUUAGA
This is a messenger RNA of Oncorhynchus mykiss (rainbow trout), 4706 nucleotides long. Lineage: Eukaryota; Metazoa; Chordata; Actinopteri; Salmoniformes; Salmonidae. The record is from RefSeq and is a predicted model, not a curated record.